Pseudo-nitzschia multistriata is the source of this 2629-nucleotide messenger RNA. The record is from the annotation of a GenBank genome assembly. NCBI's taxonomy places the organism in Eukaryota, Bacillariophyta, Bacillariophyceae, Bacillariales, Bacillariaceae.
CAGGGAUAGUACUGACAAAAACAUCCAMAAGGAUUGGAUUUUGCUGUCAUAAAAUCAAUUACAAACUGGUUCGUUACGGUCGACCAACAACGAACAAAGGAACGAGCCUUCGAUUGACAAAAACAGUUGAAACGAAUUGAUUCAAGCAUCGACAAUGGAUUUGCUGUACUCUCGAGCGCUUCCGGGUCCCGAAUUCGUUUCUCUAUCUAUUCUGCUUCGGAGCGACAUUGCUGGCGGUGAUGCAACCCCGAUACCCUCUCAUGUUGGUGGUGGAGUAGAACCAUUGGUGCUUCCCAGUCCCACGACUACAUUAUGUCAAUUAUCUUGCCUGGAAGCACUUACGGAACUUCAUUUUUAUAUCAAUUCAAUUCUCAAGGCGAGUGGCAAAAGCAACAAGCAGACGAACGACGGAAACACCUCGACGACAACUAAGGCAACCUUGGGUCGAUUCUUGAACGAAGACGAAGCAUUCCUGUUUCCGAACAAGAGCGGCAACGACUUUGUGACGCAAAUAUUCCGACCAAAGAAGUGCCACGGAAUUGCAAUGCAAUUUCACUUGAUUCGAGAUCGAAAACAGCUCUCGUCCUUUCUGGUUCCUUUGAUAUUGAGCUCUUCCAAACUGCAUUCGUCGAAAACAAACAAGGGAGUCGCUGGUUUGACCGCAGGAAUUGAAGCGAAGGAAGUUACGGGGGUGAUCUUUUGUGUUGGGGUCGGAGGUGGUCCAUCGGCGGCCUUUGGCAUUGGAACCUCACCCCUAACGUACUCUUUGAGCCAAAGAAUGAAAAAGUGCCUAGGUAUACUGGCAGAAACAGCAUCCUCGAAUACCGGCAGUAGGGAGCGUAGUAGUGCAAGUGGGGCCAUGGCGAUGCUCUCUUCAUCAAAAUCCCUGAUGACUUCAUUAUUGCUUACAGACGACGAAGAUCGACUGGUAAAUUCAGUUGUAGAAGGAGAACAGCGAAUAGAGAUAAACCAGGAGGAUCAAUUCGCCAGACGAAUAUUGACGACGAGUUCGAAGAAACGGGGCCACCAACAAGAAAUGGAUAGCAGUAGUUUUGGAAAGAGCAAUCCCCUCCAAGAAAAUUCGGCUGACCAUGCCAGAAUCCUUGUAGAACGGAUGGCAGUCCUGUCGGUGUUUGAUUCCGAUUCGAUGUUAAGGAAGUACGAGAAUAGACAGGCAGCAAGAGAAGCUGCCGCCACUGGAAGGAGUGGCAAAAAACGGAAUCGAAAAUUUGCGAGGGAUGCCGAUUUGGGAGGUUUCGACUUUAGAGGCGAAAAACGAAGCUUUAGUGCCGCAAAGCCUGAGCGAAAUGCUAGCAGCAAUAGCAUUGGGAAGGUCGGGGGCGUUGACGAUGUUUCGGUAUCUGCACGGUCGUCAACCACCAGUGGCUCAAAUUUGACUUUGAAGGGCCCCACAAAAGACACAGCAUCUAGAACGCCGCACCGAUCGAGACUACAUGGGCUUUUGGCUUCCAAUACCAAGGAUUCCACUUCCAUUAACAGAAUGUCGCGAAGGAAUGCACAUGGUCGACGCUCUUCGAUAGGAAUCGAGUCUCUCGAAGGCAAUACUUCCUUUGUCUCCCAGUCAAGGACGCCCCAGGGCAGCCUUACAAGUCGACAGCUUUUUGAUCCGUUUUCUGGUGAUCCAAAGGAUAACAUAGCUACCAACGGAGGCCCUCCUGCGAAGGUGUUCGUGAACAUAGCCCUUAACGAGGACCUGACAUGCUUCUACAAAGUCUCUAAGUUGUCAUCAUGUUCCGUCGAGGGGGUGAUUCAGGUCCAGGUUCGGUCCAAUAUCGAUCGUGGAAUCCCUUUUUCUCUUCUUAUACAUGAUCCAUCCAACUAUAUCCAGUCGAUACAAGAAAACAAAAAAUAUGCAGAAGUAACAAACGACAACACCACACACAAGUUUGCUGUAUCCGUACCCAAAACAGAGGAAUACUUCCCGGUCAUACGAUACAAGUGCGGAAGUGAUCUCCGACCGGUCCCUAUUGUAAGUUCAAUGACAACAUUUCCUAUCAAGAACCGUCACGAAUGAAUAAGCUAAUUGCGAUUUUCCACUUUUGUUAACAUCUUUCAACAGCGAGUACAAACACGGGUUCGCCUGGAGGAGAGACACUGGAGAGUGGCCUUGCAGAUAAGUUCUAACCCUCACAACGAGGACACUUUGACUGAUUUAACGAUUAUAAUGGGAGUUCCUCCAGAAGUGAACGGAGAAUCACUCACGACGUCACCUCCCGGUGGUGUUUGGAACGAGUCCAAACGCAGCGUCAUUUGGUGUGUUUCGGAGCUCGGUGGGGGAGAAAAAUUUCAGCUACAAGCUAGGUUCGAGAUUGGCUCCAAUGACCCCAGAGAGCUCGAAGUCGAAGAGAAACCAAAGUUUCCUGUCCUAGUUCGGUGUCAAUGCAUGUACGCUCAAUUGAGUGACAUCGAGCUCGAAGUUAGGGCUAUACCACCAGUCUUAAACACUGAUGUGAAAAUGAAGCUUGCUCGGCGUUUCCGUUUGUCGCAUCGCGAACGGCCAUGAGCUCAAUACGGCACCGUAUCGGUGGUGACUUCGAGAGCCUACUCCACAGUAGUGCGGUAGAAUUUCGGAUUUGAGUAAUCUGAAAUCUAAGUUUCUGCAUUUGAG